This is a messenger RNA of Alternaria burnsii, 1803 nucleotides long. RefSeq names its product nad-binding protein. Lineage: Eukaryota; Fungi; Ascomycota; Dothideomycetes; Pleosporales; Pleosporaceae. The record is from RefSeq and is a predicted model, not a curated record. Bases 1 to 1803 code for a protein of 600 amino acids. The transcript has 5 exons.
AUGGGCGCAUACGGUCUCCCCAACGGAAGCUUCCAAUCACUGGGUCUCGAAACGUGUGUGACUCCAGCAAGACAAGACGCUUGCUCCAGCCACUCGUUGCCCGUCGUAUUGUUCUCAGGCGCACUCGCCACGUCUCGACAUCUGUAUAAUGCCAUGCUCCAGAAUAUCGCGUCUGCUGGUUAUUUGGUACUCUCCAUCGACCAUCCCUACGAUGCCGACAUGGUUGAGUUCCCCGAUGGUACUAUAGUGACCGGUGUCGAGAUUGACAGCGACGCGGACAUAGAGCUUGCCCUUAGCACACGAGUCGCGGACAUUGAAUUCGUCUCUAACCAGAUUUACAACGUCUCGGCUUCGAAGGAUCUAUUUCCAUUAGGUUUGCGCCUUGAAAGGCAAUCCAAAAUGGCCGUUGUUGGACAUUCCUUGGGUGGUGCAGCAGCAGCUACUGCAAUGAUGAAUAUGCCUUCUCUCAGAGGUGGAGUCAAUCUUGACGGCUCCAUGUUUGGUUCUGUGUUAACAACCGGCUUCGACGGUCCCUUCAUGCUCAUGGGCCACGAAAACAAGACACAAGAGACUGAUCCAUCCUGGAAGACUCUCUGGCCACGCCUCGUUGGUUGGAAGAAGGAGCUCGAAGUCAAGAAUGCUGUGCACUACAGCUUCUCAGACCUUCCCUUGGUCGUAACCGCGUUGGGUCUAGAUGGGAAAUUGCCAGCGGAGGUUGGAGAGCUUCUGGCAACUUGCAUCACAGAUUCAUAUUCUAACCGUUUAAUCAUGGCACCUAAAAUCUUUCUCACCGGCGCAACUGGCUAUAUUGGAGGCGACACCCUCUUUGCGCUGUACAACAAGCACUCUGAUUACGAGAUUGCGGCUCUUGUGCGGACAGAGGAGAAAGCCAAGUCUGUCACCGAGGCUUUCCCCAAGGUACGGAUCGUCAUUGGUGGUUUGGACGAUUCUAAGAUCCUGGAAGAUGAGGCAGCAAAGGCAGAUGUAGUAAUUCACACUGCGGACGCAUCUGACCACGAAGGCGCCGCGAAAGCGAUCGCAAAGGGCCUGGCAUCUGGCCACUCCAAGGAGAAGCCUGGAUUCUGGCUGCACACUGGUGGCACUGGUAUCCUGUGCUGGGAGACUAUGCGAGACGACAACAAGUUGGGCGAAUGGUCGGAGCGUGAAUACAACGAUUGGACAGCCGUGCAAGACUUGACUGGAUUGCCAAAGGAUGCUUUCCACAAGAACGUCGAUGACCUUGUGCUGGCAGCUGGAUCUGAGUCGGUCAAGACAGCUAUCCUCUGCCCACCGACCAUUUACGGGCGUGGACGAGGCCCGCUGAACACUAGAAGCAGACAGGCAUACGAACUUGCACACUUGAUCUUGACUGGUCAAUAUAUCCCCAUCAUUGGCCAAGGAAAAGCGCGUUGGAACAACGUCCACGUCUCAGACCUUGCCCAACUCUUCGUUCUGCUGACCGAAGCCGCCGUGAAUAGCAACACUGAUUCCAAGCUCUGGAACGAACAGGGGUACUAUAUCGUAGAGAACGGAGAGCAUCUAUGGGCAGAUCUUGCGCGCCUCAUGGGUAAGAAAGCAACGGAGCUAGGUCUCGUCGACAAGAAAGAGUUGAAAGAGGAAAAGCUUGGCAAGGACAAGGCGAUUGAGCAGGCAGGUUUCGAGGCUGUAAGCUGGGGUUUCAACAGCCGCGGUAAGGCUGAGAGGGCGAAAAAGUUAGUCGGAUGGCAGCCGAAAGGACCAAGCAUUGAAGAUAAUGUUGAGGAGAUAUUGAACGACGAGAAGAGUAGGCUGGAAAAGAAGUAG